GAUUGUCAUUUGUUUCACGCAAGGAAGACAUCACGUAGUUCACGUACACACGUUACUAUUUUUUCUAACGCUAUAUAUUACGAUUCACAGCAAAUCUAUUGCUCAUUCAUAAGACAACUUAGUGUUCGCGCAGUUAUUGUUUCGCCAAGACAGCCGUAAGCGUCUUACAAUAAUAUUGAUUACUCGCGUAAGUACAAGCUCGGAGCAAAGAACGGAAGAUCUCAAUCAAGCAAGGGUAUAAAUUUGACCGCAAUCCACAAUGAAUACCCUAAAGAGCGGCGAUAAUGUUUUAGUUAUUUGGAAAGGUAGCGAACAAAAUGACUUGAGCAAAACAGUGGCUGACAUUCAAAGUGCGACCAACAAUGGCAAUGUCGUUCUGGAAAAUUCUGAAAUGAUUACUGAAACUUCAAGGCCCCAGUCAUCUUUCAACGUCAUAUUCUCAAAUAUUGUGCCUCCACACUCUGUCACCCACAAUGACAGUCUUCUGGCAACCCUCAUCAAACUCCUCAAGCCAAGCGGCAAGUUGGUGGCAAAGGAUGCUUCGGAUAUCACCACAGCUCUUAAACUGAACGGGUUCCUCAACGUCACACAAGCUGAUGGUGUUUAUACUGCUGAGAAGCCAAAAUUCGAGGUAGGAUCAAAAGCACAGAUAAAACUGGGCAACAAGCCAGCAGUAUGGAAACUCGAUGAUACCGUGGAAGCAGCUUGGACGGGAGGCAAUGAUGAUGAGAUCAUUGACUCCGACCAGCUGUUAGAUGAAGAUGAUCUCAAGAAGCCUGAUAAAGAAUCAUUGAGAGUGUGCGCCACAACGGGCAAGCGGAAGGCGUGUGCUGACUGCUCUUGCGGUUUGGCUGAGGAGUUGAAUGGACAAGUUAAGGAGACUCCCAAGUCUUCUUGUGGCAGUUGUUACCUUGGCGACGCGUUCCGUUGCGCGACCUGCCCGUACCUCGGCAUGCCAGCAUUCAAGCCCGGAGAGAAAGUCCUACUCGACCUUAAGUCCGACAUCUGAAGAUAUUGUUGUGAUUAUUGAUAAUAAACUCUUUGUAAGUA
Molecule: messenger RNA, 1050 nt
Organism: Leguminivora glycinivorella
Lineage: Eukaryota; Metazoa; Arthropoda; Insecta; Lepidoptera; Tortricidae
Gene: CIAPIN1
Product: anamorsin homolog
Exons: 5
Coding region: 260-1009 (249 amino acids)
Biological process (GO): iron-sulfur cluster assembly
Cellular component (GO): cytoplasm
Molecular function (GO): iron-sulfur cluster binding
Source: RefSeq, a predicted model, not a curated record